Peromyscus eremicus (cactus mouse) is the source of this 1861-nucleotide messenger RNA. RefSeq lists its product as uncharacterized. NCBI's taxonomy places the organism in Eukaryota, Metazoa, Chordata, Mammalia, Rodentia, Cricetidae. The record is from RefSeq and is a predicted model, not a curated record. Gene Ontology annotation, molecular function: RNA binding. The coding region runs from base 119 to 1861 and encodes 580 amino acids. The transcript has 5 exons. Gene Ontology annotation, biological process: mRNA splicing, via spliceosome. Gene Ontology annotation, cellular component: nuclear speck.
UUCAAAGCCACGCAGUCAAGAAAAUGGCCGCAACCAUAGAGCACCUCUCACGGAUCUGCUCUAUUUUCUCCUAACUACUGUUCAUUUCAGAGAAUAUAAGACUGAAAUAUCAAGGAACAUGAGUUACAGCCAUCCUCUUCCUAAUGUGGAGGAAAUGGCCUUCCUCAAGGUGGACAACCUGGCAAACCUCACUUCAUCCAGCACGCUGAAGCGUGUGUUUGAGGAUUAUGGGCCUGUUGGUGAUGUGUACAUCUCCGAAAAUCACUUAACCGAAGAAUCUUACAGAGCAGCCUUCAUCCAUUUCUACAACAAACGUGAUGCUGAGAACGCAAUGGGUGCCUUAAAUGGGAUUUUACUGGAUGGUUGUAAACUACGCGUGAAAAUGGUACACAAAGAGGUUCCACAGUAUGCUCAACCUAGCUGUAGCCAGGGAGGGCAAUACCAUUUCAAAGAAGACAACCAUGAAUACCAGAGUCACGACAAAAGACACUGUUGUUCCUCCACCAGUCUCCGAUCCAGAUCUCACAAUAGAUCUUCUCCAGAUCACUCGGAAUCUCGACCUCAAUCUCAUCACUCACACAGACGAUUAUCAUCAUCAACAAAAAGAUCCGAGUCCAAGUCCUCAGCGUCUGAUCAUCAGCUGCCGGACAAGUCCUGUCCAAGGUCUAGACACCAUCCACGAGAAAAAAAGAAGAAAUCCAAAUCUAGAUCUUCACGCACACUUGCCGAGUGUCCCGAAGGAGGAGGAGAAAAUAUGGAAAACAUGGAGUUGCAAACAGAAAAUUCAGACUCUGAUGUAAUAUUUGUAAGAGCGUAUCAAUUAGAAGGAAAUAGAUCUGAAACUCUGACUACAUGUCCACCUAUCAAAAGUCCAAAGGGAGCAUGUGAUGGAGAAUGUGUGAGCGAAUACAAGGCAAUCGAAUAUUCAAAGCCACGCAGUCAAGAAAAUGGCCGCAACCAUAGAGCACCUCUCACGGAUCUGCUCUAUUUUCUCCUAACUACUGUUCAUUUCAGAGAAUAUAAGACUGAAAUAUCAAGGAACAUGAGUUACAGCCAUCCUCUUCCUAAUGUGGAGGAAAUGGCCUUCCUCAAGGUGGACAACCUGGCAAACCUCACUUCAUCCAGCACGCUGAAGCGUGUGUUUGAGGAUUAUGGGCCUGUUGGUGAUGUGUACAUCUCCGAAAAUCACUUAACCGAAGAAUCUUACAGAGCAGCCUUCAUCCAUUUCUACAACAAACGUGAUGCUGAGAACGCAAUGGGUGCCUUAAAUGGGAUUUUACUGGAUGGUUGUAAACUACGCGUGAAAAUGGUACACAAAGAGGUUCCACAGUAUGCUCAACCUAGCUGUAGCCAGGGAGGGCAAUACCAUUUCAAAGAAGACAACCAUGAAUACCAGAGUCACGACAAAAGACACUGUUGUUCCUCCACCAGUCUCCGAUCCAGAUCUCACAAUAGAUCUUCUCCAGAUCACUCGGAAUCUCGACCUCAAUCUCAUCACUCACACAGACGAUUAUCAUCAUCAACAAAAAGAUCCGAGUCCAAGUCCUCAGCGUCUGAUCAUCAGCUGCCGGACAAGUCCUGUCCAAGGUCUAGACACCAUCCACGAGAAAAAAAGAAGAAAUCCAAAUCUAGAUCUUCACGCACACUUGCCGAGUGUCCCGAAGGAGGAGGAGAAAAUAUGGAAAACAUGGAGUUGCAAACAGAAAAUUCAGACUCUGAUGUAAUAUUUGUAAGAGCGUAUCAAUUAGAAGGAAAUAGAUCUGAAACUCUGACUACAUGUCCACCUAUCAAAAGUCCAAAGGGAGCAUGUGAUGGAGAAAUUGGAGAGGUCAACAUCCUCAAUACUAAGCAGACAUGUUGA